Messenger RNA from Spodoptera littoralis (African cotton leafworm), 711 nucleotides. The record is from the annotation of a GenBank genome assembly. NCBI's taxonomy places the organism in Eukaryota, Metazoa, Arthropoda, Insecta, Lepidoptera, Noctuidae.
AUGAUUGAGUUGGAUGCAGUAACAGUUAAUCCAUCUUUGUGUCCUACGAACAAGAUUGCUCCUCACAGACGUCAGGUCACUUGGGAUGAGAAACCUCGAACCUUUGGGGUGAUACACCACCUAUUUCGGCCUGGUAGACCACCAUAUAUGGACCCUCUAGAUGAUUUGCAAGAACAACCCCAAGAAGACGAUCCAGAUGAUUGUGGAGAAAUAGAAGAUUACGAUGAAACAGACCUUAGUUCUCUGACUCCAACUGGCCAAAGAAGAAAAUCAGAUAAGGAUGAUCGUUAUUUCAUAAAUAACGACUACGUGAAUACAUAUCACCAUGGGGCCAACAGACCGCCUUCUAGGCCACAUCGACCUCCAAGACCCACACGACCUCCAUACAACUUUGAGGGCAAUUAUGGGCCCAAUGGGUACAGACCACCUUAUUAUCCAGGAGGCUAUGUUAAACCAGUAAAAGAGGAUACAAUAGACCAUCCUCAAGCAGCUUAUCACCUUGGUCUCAUCGGUGGAGCUCUAGGCCACGUUGUAGGAUACCCCCCGGUCCGGCCUACUACAGAAGCGUCGCAGCUAAGAAAACCUAAUUCCGCAUUUCGGUUUCCAGAAAAUUAUGCUCACACGAACAGACAUCCAAAGAAAUCUCAACAACAACAACCAAACAGAUCUACAAGUAUUUUCGGAUCGUUUAUAGAUUUGUUGUUCAAAUAA